Molecule: messenger RNA, 1152 nt
Organism: Caenorhabditis remanei
Lineage: Eukaryota; Metazoa; Nematoda; Chromadorea; Rhabditida; Rhabditidae
Exons: 7
Coding region: 1-1152 (383 amino acids)
Biological process (GO): glycosphingolipid biosynthetic process; carbohydrate metabolic process
Molecular function (GO): N-acetyl-beta-glucosaminyl-derivative 4-beta-N-acetylgalactosaminyltransferase activity
Source: RefSeq, a predicted model, not a curated record
AUGGCUCUUCGUCAUUUGGCAGUUGCCAAACUCAAAACAUUUUUCGUUCUCUGCGCCGCCCUUUUACUCGUUCAUACAAUGAUUUAUAAGGCCCCCUCUCUUUACGAGAACUUCUCAAUUGGUUCAUCCACACUGAUAGCUGACGUAGAUGCGAUGGAAGCAGUUUUGGGAAACACGGCAUCCACUUCAUAUGAUUUGUUGGAUACGUGGAAUUCGACGUUCUCGCCUAUUUCUGAAGUCAAUCAGACGUCUUUUUUAGAAGACGUCCGACCCAUCCUCUUCACUGACAACCAAACGAAGCCAUUUUGUAACCAGACACCUCCACAUCUCGUCGGUCCAAUACGUGUCUUUCUUGAUGAGCCCGAUUUUGCGACACUCGAAAAGAUCUAUCCGGAUGUACAUACAGGAGGGCACGGAAUUCCGGACGAAUGUAUUGCACGUCAUCGAGUCGCAGUUAUUGUUCCGUAUAGAGAUCGAGAAGCGCAUUUGAGAAUAAUGCUUCACAACUUGCACUCACUUCUCGCCAAACAACAACUAGACUAUGCAAUAAUUGUCGUCGAGCAAAUUGCCAAUCAGACAUUUAAUAGGGGAAAGCUCAUGAACGUUGGCUACGACGUCGCGUCUCGUCUGUAUCCGUGGCAGUGUUUCAUUUUUCACGACGUCGAUUUAUUACCGGAGGACGAUCGUAAUCUGUACACGUGUCCGAUCCAGCCACGUCAUAUGAGUGUAGCUAUUGAUAAGUUUGAUUACAAACUUCCCUACUCUACAAUAUUCGGCGGUAUCAGUGCUUUAACACAAGAACAUGUUAAAAAGAUCAAUGGAUUUUCGAAUGAUUUCUGGGGAUGGGGCGGUGAAGAUGACGAUCUAGCAACGCGGACGUCGAUGGCCGGACUCAAAGUUUCCAGAUAUCCUGCACAAAUUGCACGUUAUAAAAUGAUCAAACACUCGACAGAAGCGACGAACCCUGUUAAUAAAUGUCGAUACAAAAUAAUGGGUCAAACAAAACGUCGUUGGACACGUGACGGUCUCAGUUCUCUCAAGUAUAAAUUAGUAAAAUUGGAUCUGAAGCCGUUGUACACGAGAGCAGUUGUCGAUUUACUUGAAAAGGAUUGUCGACGAGAGCUGAGGAAAGAUUUCCCAACGUGUUUCUAA